Messenger RNA from Tarenaya hassleriana, 1434 nucleotides. Its product is annotated as protein WVD2-like 3. Lineage: Eukaryota; Viridiplantae; Streptophyta; Magnoliopsida; Brassicales; Cleomaceae. Gene Ontology annotation, molecular function: microtubule binding. Gene Ontology annotation, biological process: microtubule cytoskeleton organization. The transcript has 7 exons. The record is from RefSeq and is a predicted model, not a curated record. Bases 102 to 1211 code for a protein of 369 amino acids.
CAAAGCAACAGAAACGCAUAACAUAAAAAAAAACUCUGAAGAAACGCUCGGUGUAGAGAGAGAGAGAGAGGUUUUCGGUUUCUUCGCUUGUCACAAGAAAAAUGGAUUUGACGGAUAGACAAGAAACAGAUAUCUGUAUGGACAAGGAGCCAGACGGUGUGAUAGUUUACGCUAAUGGUGACCCGAAUGAUCCAACCCCGGUAGUUUCCGACCCUUCCCUUGAUUCAGAAUCACACGAGAAUGCCAACGGGAAUCCGGAACCCCAUUAUACUGAAGAGAACUCUGAAGGAAAUGAAUACGAUGUGAAAGAAUGCACUAACGAAGUUCCAGUCGGUAUGGUUUUGGAAGACAGCAAUACCGAGAAAAUUACCCCGGAAAAGGGAAAUGGCUGUUCCAAGUCUGUGAUUAAGGCCAAUGAAUACGGUUCUGAUGCUAAUAAGGCAAAGUUAUCUGCGAAAGAUGGAUCAAAACCAGGCUGCAGAAUUAACAAAACGAAGCAGCACACUGUUCCACAGCCAUUUGCUUUAGCAACCGAGAAGCGGGCUUCAUCUGGGAUCCGCUCAUUUACUGCCGAUGGAUUGAAAAAGUCCUCAAAUGGGUACAGUAAAGUUCAAAAUCAGGUUUCAAAAAUGCAGAGGAAGCCAUUGCAGCCGAAAAACAAGAAGCAUUCUGAUGAAGAAGAUUCUUGUUCCGUUGCAUCUUAUGCCACAUCGGUUGCACGAACUGUUAAGUCAAGACCUACAGUUGCAUCAGCACCCGUGUUUCGUUCCACUGAGCGGGCAGAGAAGAGGAAGGAGUUCUAUACUAAACUGGAGGAGAAACAACAAGCUUUGGAGGCUGAGAGGACGCAGAGUGAAGCAAGAAACAAGGAAGAAAGAGAGGCGGCUAUAAGGCAACUAAGGAAGAGUUUGAUGUUCAAAGCUAGCCCGAUGCCAAGCUUCUACCAUGAAGGGCCUCCUCCCAAGGCUGAACUUAGGAAGCCACCUCCUACUCGGGCAAAGUCACCGAAGCUUGGACGGAGGAAAUGCAGUGGCGAAGGCCUGAACCCGAGCGACAAAGGAAACAAGGCGAAAGGAGCUCGUCAGCCCGGAAACUGGCAGAGUCUAGAUAACUUCCAGACCGCCGAAGAUGAGCAUUCCGACCAGACAGAUGGGUUUGUCUCUGUUGAGAUAAACCAGCAUUGUGAACCAGAGAUUGGUUCAUCCUGCUGAUAUUUCCGACCCUGAAUCUUCUCAUCUUCUUCAUGGCAUGGUAUGUUCCUUGAAGCGAAAUGUUCAUCCAUUGUCCUAAGGGUUGUGUGUGUGGUUUUUUAACUUAUGUUUUUUUUGAAGUGUAAAUGUCUGUAAUUUAAUAAUUGUGAUGUUUGUCCUCAAAAAGUUUUCUUGCCGAACUUGAUAUACGAAUAUCUUUAUAAAAUGUUUAUUUGUGAGGAUA